UUGACCGGCCGAGUUAUCUCUCACUCAGAACUGUCUGGAAAACCAAAUACUAGUCAAAUUUUAAUUCCAAAAAUUGGGGCAUCACCCUGACUACUCGUGCGCGCAAACUACUCGAGAAUAUAUCUGGUUGGCCACUCUACUUAGAUCAUGUUGGUAAAAAGACAAACGCGCAAUUCCCUAUUCCGCAACUGAUGUCAUUUUCUCUCGUCUUUUAUUAUCACGAUUGGAUUAUCCAUCAUCCAUGGGAGGGCAAAUGCAUCCAUCUCGGAAGCCCUCUCCACUCCGGUCUCAUCACGAACAAGAUCCCACUCGGCUCAAAAGACAGAUAAACGUGACAUCCCUUCAACUCUUUCACAGAAGGACACCAGACAUGAAGGUGAUUGCUCUGUCUCUGUCUUAGAGCGAGAACUACGUAGACUUGACAUUCAGCGAGAACAGGAGACAACGCCCGAGCCUCCCAUCGAUCGCAUGUCACCCACCUCACCGAUCUCAUCUGAAUUAGCCAAUGGCCUUUAUCCUCCAGUGAUAGAUGAACAGAUUAUCAACACCGCUUUGAUAAUAUUUUUGAAUGCCAUCUCAAUUGAGUGCGAUGGUGUGGAAGCUGAAUGGUCUUUGCACCGGAAAUCAUUCAAAUUUGGCCAACACUUCGAGGCCGAAACAGAUGGCCAUCUUUCCAUUUUUGAUAGAAAGGGAUCACUGUCAAGGGCGAUAGUGGAGGUGAAACGCAACCUCAGGGAAAACCAACCCCAAAUUAUAUAUCAAGAGACUGCAGAGAUGGCGGCAUGGAUUUUUGAGGAGCCAGACAAAGAAAACAAAUACAUCUAUCGUCGCGUCCUAGUGUCUCAGAACCAUAUGGAAAUUUACCUUACAAUCGCAGAGUAUGACAAUGGCUAUGUGAAAUAUCUUCGCGGGGAGAAUGAUGAGAAGGAUGAGAUAUCCCUGAUGAAGAUGAAUCAGUUCGGGCCAUGGCUAUUGAAGUGUCAAGACCAUUUCUUGCUAGUCUCUAAAUAA
This is a messenger RNA of Blastomyces gilchristii SLH14081, 1011 nucleotides long. RefSeq lists its product as uncharacterized. Bases 469 to 1011 code for a protein of 180 amino acids. Lineage: Eukaryota; Fungi; Ascomycota; Eurotiomycetes; Onygenales; Ajellomycetaceae. The record is from RefSeq and is a predicted model, not a curated record. The transcript has 3 exons.